Messenger RNA from Suillus subalutaceus, 1341 nucleotides. RefSeq lists its product as uncharacterized. NCBI's taxonomy places the organism in Eukaryota, Fungi, Basidiomycota, Agaricomycetes, Boletales, Suillaceae. The record is from RefSeq and is a predicted model, not a curated record. The coding region runs from base 1 to 1341 and encodes 446 amino acids. The transcript has 3 exons.
AUGAAAGAGAUAUCUAGCAUUAAGUCGUUGGCAACUGCUGCACGCCCUAACCCUCUGGGCAUCCGACCCCCAUCUAGAGCAACCCAAGGUGGCCCAAUCCAUUUCCCCCCUGACCUCCUUGAAGUAGACAACGAUGAUUCUAUGGCCCCCCCUCCCCCUGUUGGAGACACUGACACCACGCCGUCCCCGCCAGACACCCCAACACCCACGCCAAAAAUGACGGCCUGCAGCUACCCACCCACACCACAGAAUCGUCUACCUACGUCCCUCCCCCACUGGACAAAGAAGAAAUGGAAGAACUCCCCGAUAUCAUCCUUCCUUCCCUCCCUCCCCCCCCCUCAUGGAGGACAGAGAACAAUGUUAUCACACCCUACCCCUCCCCCACUCCCGUUCUCCCCCUCUGCGCCAGAGACCUCUGAGGAAGAAGAUCUCCAUCCAUUAUUCGUGUCCACGCCCCCUCCGCACCAAACACCAUGCCCUACUUUACCCCCCACCCCCGAAGGCGGGUUCCCUAUAAUCCACCUCUCACAUGCCGCCUCUCCAUUCGACCACAUCGAUCAUGAAAUCAUUAAUGCAUGGAUCCAGGUCGGAGACCCCAAGUUUCUCGUCCGUGUCUUCGACUAUGACGGAAAAGACCAUGAGAACAUGAACACGGUCAUCACCCAGUGCAUCCGCAACUCAAUUGCAGAGAUCGUGAAGACCCACAACCUGGGCCCUAUCAACGUGCGAGUUGCCCCCCCUCCCCCGCCAACGGUGAUGAACAUGAUCAUCCACCAAUGCAUCUGGUCCAGCCAAGAGAUCACGAUUGAAGCCCACCCCUUCAUAUCCCGUGAACUACCCACUACAUUCUUUUGCCUUAAUGGAUUCACCACAACUAAUGAGAAUUGUGUAAGGAAAGCUGUCUACGAUACCUGGACCUCCCCACAAGUCCUGGGGAACAUAGUUGUAAUCCUCGAAAAGAGUGAAAUCCCCCUUGACAGAUGCUAUGACGCAGCCAUGUACCUCUGCGACUCCAUCUCAGUCGAAUUCAUCGACUACAAAGGGCCGAAGGCCAUCUCACUCCCACACUUUAACAUCUAUGCAAAAUGUCCAUCCAACAGACCCAAAAUCUGGACGAACCUUGGAGCUACCUUGAUGACCAUCCACUACCCCACCCCCCUCGAUGGCAAAGGCAUUGCCAUCCCCUUCACUACAUGCAGCCUCUGCCAUGCCAUUGGCCACCCAACUGGCUUAUGCAAGUUCCCAGACCUUCCCCUUUGGAAUGGUCCCAAACACAAGAACAAAUCAGCCAAGUACACCCCAAAAGUGCGGGGGAAAGGGAAAGAUGCAUGCAGAGUCUAA